This is a messenger RNA of Hibiscus syriacus, 785 nucleotides long. RefSeq names its product AP-2 complex subunit sigma-like. The transcript is spliced from 7 exons. Gene Ontology annotation, biological process: clathrin-dependent endocytosis; protein transport. Bases 1 to 657 code for a protein of 218 amino acids. Gene Ontology annotation, molecular function: clathrin-cargo adaptor activity. NCBI's taxonomy places the organism in Eukaryota, Viridiplantae, Streptophyta, Magnoliopsida, Malvales, Malvaceae. Gene Ontology annotation, cellular component: intracellular membrane-bounded organelle; AP-2 adaptor complex. The record is from RefSeq and is a predicted model, not a curated record.
AUGAAAGUGGUGAAAAGAGUGAAGAAAGAAGGGUGUUAUAUAUUUAGGGAGGCUGGUUUCAAGCGGCUAAAUGUUGAAAUGGAGCAAUGGGAAAUAGGGUGGGAAGGGAGCUUCGUUACUUGGCGUUCACUUCACUGGAAUUCUAUUUUAUAUUUGACAGUGAAAUCUGAAGGUGAAGCUGAUGCGGCGUUUAUGGACUUGAAAAGAGAGGCACUUUUUGAACAUCCAAGGAUCCGAUUCGUUUUGUUGCAAAACAGGCAAGGCAAGAUUCGUCUAGCCAAAUAUUAUGUUCCUCUCGAGGAUUCCGAGAAGCACAAGGUCGAAAAUGAGGUUCAUCGAUUGGUUGUUAACAGAUAUCCAAAGUUUACAUUUUCAUUGAGGUUUCGUACGCACAAGGUAAUUUACUGGCGGUAUGCUGGAUUGUUCUUCUGCUUGUGUGCUAACAUAACGGAUAAUGAGUUCGCGUACUUGGAAAGCAUCCAUUUAUUUGUGGAGAUAUUGGAUCAUUUUUUCAGUAAUGUUUGCGAGCUCGACUUGGUUUUUAAUUUUCAGAAGGUCUAUCUAAUACUUGAUGAAUUCAUUCUUGCCGGAGAGCUUCAAGAAACAAGAAAAAAGGCAAUUAUAGAGAGAAUGGGAGAACUGGAGAAGCUAGAGUAAGGAUGAUUCUGCAUGAAAGAAAGAUGGUGCAAUUUGUGUUGAGUUGUUUCUAUUGUUGCCUGUAUUUUUGUGUUAUUACUAACCAUUUGACAGUGAACGUUGAAAUACUCCUACAAACGUUGUACUCA